CUCGGUUCUCGACGCUUCUCCCCGCCUUUCUCUUCCUACGUACGCCUGAUCUACAAUCCUGCAUGUCAUUCAUAAAUAAGAAGUGUCCGCAUUUAACCCCGCACAUGCUCUCACAAUGUGACUUCCGUCUUCAUCCUGCUCUUUUCCUCCGUCCUCAAUUGAUCCUCUCCCACAACCAUGCAAUUAACAGGUGAGAAAUGUGGCCUAAAGGCCAUUAUCGAGAAGUAUCGGCCAGACCUGAAGCCAUUUGAAGAGAUCUAUCGCCAGUUACACAGCUCUCCCGAACUCGCCUUCCAAGAAGAGAACACAUCAGCCAUCGCUGCAGAUCACCUCAAAAAGCUGGGCUUUGAGGUUCACACACACAUUGGUGGAUAUGGAGUUGCCGGGGUCCUUCAUAAUGGCGAUGGGCCAACUGUUCUCCUGCGAGCCGACAUGGAUGCGCUACCUCUAGAGGAAAAGACUGGUCUGCCGUACGCGAGCGACAAAAUCGUCAAAGACAAAGACGGAGUAGAAAGACCAUCAAUGCAUGCCUGUGGCCACGAUACACACGUUACGAGUCUCAUGGCGAGUGCUGAGCUUUUACAUUCCGCUCGGAAUCACUGGUCUGGUACCUUGAUCUGCAUUUUCCAACCAGCCGAGGAGAUACUGUCCGGCGCAAAGGGGAUGAUUGAAGAUGGGCUGUACGAAAAGAUCCCCAAGCCAGACGUUGUCCUGUCGCAGCACGUUAUGAAAAUGAAAUCGGGCACAGUCAGUAUUCGCUCGGGUCGGCUGCUCACGGCUGCUGAUUCGUUCGAUGUGCGCAUCUAUGGGCGCGGUGGACACGGCUCGGCUCCUCAGACAUGCGUCGAUCCCAUCGUUAUCGGUGCAACGAUUGUGACGCGCCUGCAAACUAUCGUCAGCCGCGAAGUGAUGCCCGGUGAACUGGCUGUUGUUAGUGUUGGAAGCAUCCAAGCCGGCCAUGUAGCGAACAUUAUCCCCGAUCGGCUGGACCUGAAGCUUAACGUUCGGACAUACGACCCUAAGGUCCGCGAGCGUGUUAUAUCCUCCGUGAAGAGAAUCAUCGAGGCGGAAUGUCUAGCAGGAGGUGUGGACGAGAAACCUCUUGUUAAGCAGAUACUUUCUGCUCCCGCAACUAUCAAUGACGAGGCCACGGUCAAGGCUCUUCGAAGUACAUUUGGAUCAUAUUUCGGAGAAAGCCUGGUUGAAUCGGAACCAGCCACUGCAAGUGAAGACUUCUCUCUUCUUGCGACGGCGGUCGGAGCACCGUAUGUCAUGUGGACGUAUGGUGGAGUCGACCCUAAGACGUGGGAUGAUGCCGUGGAGCAGGGUACCACUGAUCGGCUACCUAACAAUCACUCCCCGUUCUUUGCUCCAGUGAUCCAACCGACUCUUGGUACUGCAAUUGAUGGAAUCGCCCUUGGAGCAUUGACUUUCCUGAAGCGGACUUAAAGUAUGGCAACCCCACACCGAAAGCAAGUCAAUGCGAAUUGUAUCGUUGCUGCGGCUGUCAUUUCUACAUCUGAGCACUUUUUUCUAUUCUCCUGUACAUAGUCUGUCGUGAUAUGGGACCAACUCGGUGAAUAUGAAUCCUAAAACACAGUAUUCCAAAGAUGCUCGGAGACAUUAAUAGCAACCAUUAAAGCAUCGGAUCUUCCUGCAAGGAGUUUCUCCAACACUCUACCGGCAUCGUUGGAUUCAUAAGUGUUAUCGAGAACAACACGCACUUCCUUGCACCGACCGGAAGGGAUAUUAUACUAAAUAACCACUAAUUAGUUAUACUAUUAGGACUGACUAACUGUUCUUUUCCAGGAGCUCCCAAUAAAAGCUCCUGCAGUCACAAUGACUUCGGUGUGCAAUCAAAAAGAGGAGAUCAUACGCAUGACCGAGGGGUUGUCGCAAUUUUGAUGGUCCUAUCCUAAUAAGAUGCGAAAGGAUGACCACUGCGCCGGUCUCCGAAGCAAUUAAUGAUUCUUUGUUAUAUUGUUGCAAAGCGGGGCUUUUGCUAUCUACUAUCGCAUUUUAAGUUUUGGCAGUGACGGUUCCCCGCCAACAAAAUUGUACCAAAUAGCAUUCUUCCCGCUAGUCCCUUAUGAAGGAUGACGAGACGAAACACACCUCACUUGCUAGU
Molecule: messenger RNA, 2128 nt
Organism: Aspergillus pseudonomiae
Lineage: Eukaryota; Fungi; Ascomycota; Eurotiomycetes; Eurotiales; Aspergillaceae
Product: putative zinc metallopeptidase
Exons: 2
Coding region: 178-1449 (423 amino acids)
Molecular function (GO): hydrolase activity
Source: RefSeq, a predicted model, not a curated record